UCCAAAAUGGCUGCCUGUAUGUAGCAUGUGUGUUUGUGUUGUCGAUUCCUGUUUUUCUUUUUAAAGCGUUAGUUUUUUAGGACUGUUUUUAAGACCUACGUUGGAUUUCUAUCUGCAUUUUCAAAUUGAUCACUAAUCCAUUGCCAAAAUGAGGGCAUCUACACUCGUUUACCUGCUUGGCUGUUUGAUACUGUGGAUUCCUAUGGACGGCAUGCUUAAUGCUAAUGCUAAUGAGGAGAGAAAUACACCUGUGUCACUUUUGUGGAUUAUUCCGAGUGCUGUGACUUCCCUGGAGCCGGUCGGUGGAGAUCCUAUCAUGAGGCCUUGGGUGUUUGAAAAGUACCUUGUUGGACGGGCGUCUUUUAUUCUGAGGGAUGAACCGAGAGGUCUGCGAUGUCUGUGGGCCCGUGGAAAUGGAAAGCUGUCUCCCUAUGCGACGUCCAUCUGUAGGGACAGCUCGACAGCCGGCUCAGCACGGAGAAGCUGUCAGGAGGAGGAUGAGGCUGCUGUGUUCUGGCCGUCAGGAUGAAGAGUUCCCCAGCUAACCGCAGCCGGGACAUCGAGCGGCAGGCCGGUUAUCUGCGCCCGGAGCACUGUGCCCAGCCCCCUCCACGAGCUCAUGCGGCAGACGAGAUGUGGUUCAUCCGUGACGGCUGCGGCAUUGUGUGCGGCGUGAUCACGUGGCUGCUGGUGCUUUACGCUGAGUUUGUGGUCGUGUUUGUAAUGCUGCUGCCGUCGAAGAAUGUGGUGUAUAGCCUCAUUAACGGUGCUGUGUUUAACGGACUGGCCUUCCUCGCCCUCGCAUCUCACUUCAGAGCCAUGUGUACUGAUCCGGGUGCUGUUCCAAAGGGAAACGCCACUAAAGAGUUUAUCGAGAGUUUACAGCUGAAGCCGGGACAGGUGGUGUAUAAAUGUCCCAAGUGCUGCAGCAUCAAACCUGAUAGAGCACAUCACUGCAGUGUGUGCAAACGCUGUAUCAGGAAGAUGGAUCAUCACUGUCCCUGGGUGAACAACUGUGUGGGGGAAAACAACCAGAAAUACUUUGUGCUUUUCACUAUGUACAUUGCUCUUAUUUCUCUCCAUGCGCUCGUCAUGGUGGCUUUCCAUUUUAUCUUCUGUUUUGAAGAAGACUGGGGAAAGUGCAGUAGCUUCUCUCCUCCGGCGACAGUCCUCCUCCUCAUCUUCCUGUGUUUUGAGGGUCUGCUCUUCCUCAUCUUCACCUCUGUGAUGUUUGGAACACAGGUUCACUCUAUCUGUAACGAUGAGACCGGAAUCGAGCAGCUGAAGAAAGAAGAGAGGAGAUGGGCAAAGAAAUCAAAGUGGAUGAACAUGAGGGUUGUGUUCGGUCACCCUUUCUCUCUAGCGUGGUUGAGUCCGUUCUCAACGCCGGAUCACGGGAAAGCUAAUCUCUAUCAGUAUGUGGUGUGAGACCAGCGAUCUGUCCUGAUCCAUGACACUUGAUGACCAGCUCACAACACAUGACAUCACAAAACCUUUUUUUUAACUGUCACUCUUGAUGCUUCAACUUGUUUGAUGUUUUGAUUUAAAGAAUUACCCAAAACUGUAAAUUCUGUCAUUUGUUACUCACCCUUGUGUACUUCAGUUUAAGUACACUUAAUGCAUACCUAUAAUAUACAUACAUGCAUACAUACAUGCAUACAUACAUGCAUACAUACAUACAUAUAUACAUACAUGCAUACAUACAUACAUACAUGCACAUAUACAUGCACACAUACAUACAUGCAUACAUACAUACAUACAUGCAUACAUACAUACAUACAUGCACACAUCCAUACAUGCAUACAUACAUACAUGCACACAUACAUGCACACAUACAUACAUACAUACAUGCAUACAUACAUACAUGCACACAUACAUACAUGCAUACAUACAUACAUACACACAUACAUGCACGCAUACAUACACACAUGCAUACACGCAUACAUACAUGCAUGUCUACAUACAUGCAUACAUACAUGCAUGUCUACAUUCAUACAUGCACACAUACAUACAUACAUACAUAACAUGCAUGCAUGCAUGCAUACAUACAUACAUACAUUCAUGCUUGCAUGCAUACAUACAUGCAUGCAUGCAUACAUACAUGCAUGCAUGCAUGCAUACAUACAUGCAUGCAUACAUAUACACAAUACAUGCAUACAUACAUACAUGCAUACAUACAUAUACACAUACAUGCAUACAUACAUAUACACAAUACAUGCAUGCAUACAUACAUACAUGCAUACAUACAUAUACACAUGCAUGCAUACAUACAUGCAUACAUACAUAUACACAUACAUGCAUGCAUACAUACAUAUACACAUGCA
Messenger RNA from Xyrauchen texanus (razorback sucker), 2324 nucleotides. RefSeq names its product zinc finger DHHC-type palmitoyltransferase 3b (gene zdhhc3b). The transcript has 7 exons. Lineage: Eukaryota; Metazoa; Chordata; Actinopteri; Cypriniformes; Catostomidae. The record is from RefSeq and is a predicted model, not a curated record. Gene Ontology annotation, cellular component: endoplasmic reticulum; Golgi apparatus. The coding region runs from base 526 to 1428 and encodes 300 amino acids. Gene Ontology annotation, molecular function: protein-cysteine S-palmitoyltransferase activity. Gene Ontology annotation, biological process: peptidyl-L-cysteine S-palmitoylation; protein targeting to membrane.